This is a messenger RNA of Cimex lectularius (bed bug), 1340 nucleotides long. Its product is annotated as cuticle protein 21-like. The transcript is spliced from 3 exons. The coding region runs from base 31 to 483 and encodes 150 amino acids. The record is from RefSeq and is a predicted model, not a curated record. Gene Ontology annotation, cellular component: extracellular matrix. NCBI's taxonomy places the organism in Eukaryota, Metazoa, Arthropoda, Insecta, Hemiptera, Cimicidae.
ACAAGGAGCUUUAUCCGGCACAAAACCGUCAUGAGCUUUAGAAAGAUUGUCUUUAUUUUCGAGGUGUUUUUCUCCUGUUUAAUGGUCUGUUCGGCCCAAGAAAGCUACCACUACAGCCACUUUUCUGGGCCCGUUUCAGGAUCCGUCAGUGAGAUUUCCGUGCCCAAAUCUCUCGAGUUGUACGGAACCGACCGGUCCUAUUACAACCCGAAUGACAUGUCUUUCGAUUACGUGGCCAAACCUGACUACGCUUUCGUGUACGGCGUGAACGACCCCGAGACCGGCAAUAGCCAGAAGCACGAAGAGACCCGGGAUGGCGACGUUGUCCGGGGCGAAUACAGCAUACUCGAGCCGGAUGGCAGCAUACGCCGAGUCGUGUACACAGCCGACCCUGAAAACGGUUUCCAGGCGACAGUCCACAGGACGCCGCCACCUCAGCAGAACUCGAACAAUUACCACAACGAAGACGACUACUACUAUUAGUUGGCAAAUUAUAGAAAGGUGUCCUUUUUCUUUAUUUUAUGUAACGGUGGAGCUGAUCUCAUCGAUUCGAUAGGCAUUGGAUGACGUGACAUAAGGCUCAAUUGCUCUCAAGCAACUCCGGUCUUUUCCUUUCAAAUCAAAAUUAAGGUACAGCAGUUUUUCCCGGUUACAUCUUUUUAGUGUGGAUGAUGAAAAAAAAAUCCUUUUUCUCUCAAUAUAUGAUAAAGCCCAAGUUAUUGCUUAGUCUAUACCACAUUAAUGUUUGAAAAAACAUUGACCUAAAGGCAAGCCUUUGUUCCUAUAUCUCUGAUCAUCCUGAUCAGUGCUUUGUCGACACUUGUUUUACUACAAUUACAUCUCUUUAUUCCUGACUUUUAUUUUUUCAAAAAAAUAAAUAUAAAAUACCUCACAAUCUGUCUAUUUGAGUUUAAUAAGAAGCGAGAGACAACAUGCAGACAUCCACCGAACAUGGCGAAAUUCAAAUCAAUCAAUCAUUGAGAAAAAUUUUCUCGGUUAAACAAAAAGACUUUGUGAACGGCUAACGAGCCUGAAACUCGGCAAAACUAGGCGGACCAGGAUUAUCAAGGAGGAUCUUUCAAGGAUUUUUCAAUCUUAAAACUGACAAAACAUUAAUCUAUUACUAACCAGAUUAAUAAACCUUAUUUUAAAAUUUUUUAAAUUAACAAAUUUUGAACUUAACUCAGACUUUUAUUUACGAUGAGCCGACAUGCGCUAAGGAAAUGAUAUUUUUCUCUUUUUACUAAACUGACACCUUACUUGUUAAAUUGACCACAAUUUUAUCAAUUUUAUGCCAAAUAUCGUAGGUGUAUUAUCUGUAUAAUAUACGUUAUUUACUG